Molecule: messenger RNA, 1725 nt
Organism: Sapajus apella (tufted capuchin)
Lineage: Eukaryota; Metazoa; Chordata; Mammalia; Primates; Cebidae
Gene: FAM221A
Product: family with sequence similarity 221 member A
Exons: 8
Coding region: 257-1246 (329 amino acids)
Source: RefSeq, a predicted model, not a curated record
CCGCCCGUCAUGGAGCGGCUGACCUUGCCUCCCGGCGGCGCGGCGGCGGUGGACGAGUACCUGGAGUACCGGAGGUGCUGGUUUUAGGAGAAGGGCACCGACUGGUGUUUGGCGUUCCUUCGAAACUGGAAACGUAGCUGCUCCUUUGGCCUGAGGACACGGUUCGUUGUCCUGGGUCCUGACCAAGGCUGGUGCACCUGUGGUGACGCGCUCCUUUUCCGCUUCCUGGGGUUUUUGUGGUCGCGAACCUGGGCGGAUGGGAAGUCCUGGGGAGGACCGACAGAGGACGCGGAGUUGCGGCGGGAGGAUGUGUGUGUACAAGCAGAGGGGAGACGCUCCAGGCUUUGCCUGGGACGCUGGAGCGAGAGACAGGGCCUCCUCUGUGGGAUCGUGGGCAGCCCGGAUGACCCUGAGAAUUGUUGGUGAGGAUGAUGGAGGGAAACUUUUUACCCCUGAAGAAUAUGAAGAAUACAAAAGAAAAGUUUUACCUCUGCGCCUACAAAACAGAUUAUUUGUGAGCUGGCGGUCACCAACUGGGAUGGAUUGUAAACUUGUGGGCCCAGAGACACUAUGUUUUUGUACACAUAGGUAUAAACAACAUAAAACUGACUUGGAGACGAUUCCCCAGCAGCGCCCCAUUGAUCUGCCCUGCCGAGUGACUGGCUGCCAGUGCAGGGCUUACCAUUAUGUCCCCUUGAAUGGUACCCAGCCCAUUCGCUGCAGGUGCAAACACUUUGCUGAUCAGCACAGUGCCGCACCUGGCUUUACAUGCAAUGCAUGUUCCAAGUGUUCUGGAUUCCAUAGCUGCUUCACUUGUGCUUGUGGUCAGCCUGCAUAUGCCCAUGACACAGCCGUGGAAACUAAGCAAGAAAGAUUGGCUCAGGGAAAACCAGUGGGACAGGAUGUUCCUUAUGCAGCCAUGGGAGGAUUAACUGGUUUCAGCUCGCUGGCAGAAGGCUACAUGCGAUUAGAUGACAGUGGGAUUGGUGCACCUUCAGUGGAAUUUUUAGAAUCUCCCACUAUGGCAGUAGACCACCCAUUCCUAAAAGCAUUUCAAGCAUCAUCUAGUUCUUCUCCACAAAUGUUAACAGAUGUAGGUACAAGUAGUCAAGUUUCUUCGAUAAGGAGACCCGAAGAGGAUGAUAUGGCUUUCUUUGAAAGACGAUACCAGGAAAGGAUAAAAAUGGAAAAGGCUGGUAAGCGGAAAGGAAAAGCUCCAUUGCCAUCAGCUACAAAACCUUCAUGAAGACUGUUGGAGAAAUUAAAACCAUCAUCCAAGUAUAUCUUUUUCAUGUUUAUUUAAAUGUAAUAAUACAGUUUAUUUUUCCUCAAAUUAUUUACUUUUUUACUGUAUAAAUGUCUUUUGCAAUGUUUCCUUAAUUUAUUUAAAUAACUAAAAAUGCCUAUUACUUUUGUCAAAACUCAUGAAUUUGUUGCUAUGUGUAUACCUUUUCUCUCUCCUAACAAAUGAGAUUAUUUUAUAUGAGUCUUCCUGAGAGUACAGCAAAUCUUUUUAGCACAUAAUAAUUUAACCGUUUCAAGCUAUUUAAAAAAUUAAAGAUAUUAUCAAGGGUUCUGAACAAAUAUGUAAGAGCUGUGUUUGUCAUACAAAAUAGUAAGUUAAAAACAAAACAAACAACAAAAUAGCUAAAAUCGUUAAUUUUUUUAUUUUUCAAAGUUUGUAAUGUUAUGUUUUUAAAUAAAAAAUGUAUCUUAAAAUUAUAC